GUUAACGUGAAAGCAGUAGAAAUGAAAUGGUUGACACUUUUCGUGUGUAUUCUAUCAAGCGCAACAUGUGAUUACACUGUGUCCAUUUAUCCUGAAAUUCUCAAGAUUGGGGCCGUUACUCAUUUCAACCAUGGGCGAUGGAAUGGUAAGAAUGGACUGGACACACCGGCAAGUAUUGCUCAUGUUACGGAGGUUGGAGCGACGGCAGCCCGAUGGUUGAACAGAGAUAUGGCAGGGGGACUAUUUGAGAAGGCAUCUGAAAACCCCAACAAGAAGGGCUACCCUGACCCCAAGUACUUUCAGGCCCAUCAACAGGAAAUCUGCACCAAAUACUUGGAUAAUAUGAAUGGAUAUCACAAUCCUGAAGUUGUCAUGGAAAUAAAGGGUAUCACAUGGCCUCACUGGAUGGACACCUCUGCCCACCACGGAUUCUUCCCAAACAACAUCGAUGCUGCUGCUGAGUUCGUCUUUCUGCUGGUCUAUGCAGUCAACAAAGGAACCAAAGGACAAUCACCUAUGUUCUUCGAAGUCAUCAAUGAACCAGGGAGCCAAUGGCGGAACACGAACUGGACUUCCUUCAUCAUAUUUCGUCAGGCUGUUGCUCAGAAAAUUAAGGCAAAAUACCCCAAUAUGAAGAUCGGAGGUCCAACAUUAACUGGAGCUUCUGCAUAUUUUGAUCGUGAAGACUUCAAGAUUUUGGAACAAAUCAACAGAUUUUUUGGACAUGGGUCUCAACAAUUUAGAUUUUUUCUCAUUUCAUUCCUACACAAGUAUGGAUGUAAGUGGAGGCUCACACCAUUUCCAUGGGAGUUCCGAAGCUAAGCUUUUUGGACUUCUGGAUCUAGUUGAGAGCUACUCUCAUAAGAAGAAAAAUAAAUUGUUGGAUAUUAUAGUCAGUGAAUUUGGUCUCGGUCCAGUAUCAGGACUUGAUGUACAGAAGCCAUCCACCUUUCUUGACUGGGCAUACAUUUACCAACACAAUGCCCAGAUAUUCACCUUUCUACAGCGUCGGGAUGUCAUGAGAAAAGCCGUAGCUUUCCUGCUCACAUAUACUGAACUUAAAGGGCAAGCAAGUAUUAACUAUAGCAUUCUGGACAAGACCCACAAAGAGAGGGACAUUGCCCAAGCUUUCAGGUUCUGGAAGAACUUCUAUGAUACAAUGACAUACUUACGAGUAGACAGUCAGUUCCAUAACUCCGAGAGAAAGAUUGUACCUCACGUUUUAGUUGAUCAACGAAACGGCGGCCUAACCAUUCUUCUACAUAACUACGACCAAAAGCCAAGUCAUGUAAAGCUCUCUUUCGACAAGGGUUGGUUCCAUCCGACAAGUGGAAAGUCCACCUGUGAAUAUCUGAAUGCACAGAAGAAAGCAACUCUAGCUACAAACCAGCCAGUUCACGUCUCCAACUCCAUGGUAACCGUUCCUGCUGAAGCGAGUUGUUACUUCCAGUUCCACACAACCCACAACUUUGCCCAUGCUCCUACUGUGACCCAGAAAACGUACUACUCCACCGACAUGGUUGUCCCCAUUCACAACACCGUCGUCGAUGUUAAAGUUAACGUCCCGAACAUUGGCAACCUUGACUUUGUUCGUCUGAGAGUUGGUGUCAGUUUCAGCAUAAAAUCUCCCCAUCAGAAACUCAAGACGGUGGUUGUGAACGGUCACUCCUUGACGUCCUUCUAUUCUCUGCAGACUCACAGUGGCUCUGGUGAAGACACUGUAUGGGAGGUCUUUGAGUACAACGUCCCCAACAACGUUGUACACCAACACAACAACGACGUCAAACUUAGCUUCUCUGAGACUGGGGGUUAUGUAUCAACUGUGGCAGUGAUCGUUGGAAGUCACUGAUGGUGAUUAGUGUACUGAAUCCCAAUAACUGAAUAAAUUCGGUUACAACAUA
Messenger RNA from Haliotis rubra (blacklip abalone), 1901 nucleotides. RefSeq lists its product as uncharacterized. The transcript is spliced from 4 exons. Lineage: Eukaryota; Metazoa; Mollusca; Gastropoda; Lepetellida; Haliotidae. Bases 22 to 822 code for a protein of 266 amino acids. The record is from RefSeq and is a predicted model, not a curated record.